UUUGCCAAAAAAGUCAUAACUACAGUGGUACAAAUUUUCUCCCAAGCUGUGAAUUAUACAACCGUGAGUUUCAUAGAUUUGCCUUAAAAUGGAAAACCACUAAUUUAAUCAAAAACCAACAUAUUUUAUCUACUUAGGUUGGCUCCUAGUAAAAGUCCUUGCCAUAUGUACUAGUAUCACAGAACACAGUAAUAUAAAACCACAUGUCCAAAAUUAGGAUGUCAUUGAUCUUAGCAAAUCAUCUUAAAGCUGUUAAUUUUUGUUCUAAAUCUUUUGUAGUAAAGUGAAUGUCCUUAUUCACCAGUGAACAAAGUAAAAGAAACAAGUAAACCGAUGCUCAGUAAUCUGUAUAUUUAUUGAAUAAAGGCUUAUAAUGUCCACAGUAGAAAAAUCAAAGUUAUGCAAUGAUCAUUUAAUAAAAUAAUGGCGUGUAAUAAUGUUGAAAAAAAAAACUAUUUCACAAUUCCCGCCAAUGAAAGGGUUACUAGAGAGCAUAGCAAAAAAUGUACAAAGCCAUCUUAAUAUGACACCUUAUCUUAUGUCAUCAUUCACAAUUGUUAUAAAAGGAUAAUUCAGCCUCUAGCAGAUGACAACGUGCCAGUCUGCGUGAGCAUGUGCAACCGAUACAGACAAGGAGUUAUCAUGCAUCACUAAUGAGGAAAUCUCAGCCAAAGAAGUUGCUAGCAAUUUUUCUACAGCCCCCAGAGCCACUGAAGAUUAGACAGCGAUGUUUCGUACUCUCAGCCUUAAAAUGAUAAUAACCUGCAUCCAAUGAACAAUCUAAAGAGCCUUCAAAGACACUUAUUUCUAAGAUGCCAUAAUAGUAAAGUCAGUUAUUUGGAUGCAGCUCUGGAUCCGAAGUUACACUGAGAUGAACAUUGUGGGAAGUCACCAAUUGAUGAAACCUGGGAACGUUUUCUUUUUGUAUACAUUCCUUUUAUCUGUUUUAGGGUUUCUCUCUUCAUCUUCUGGUUUAAAACCAAGAGCAUCAAUAAACGGGUUUAAUGCGAUUCGCCAGAAAAGAGAUCUCUUAGCAGCAGAGGGUAAUGGAACAACUUUUUCUGGAGCCCGCAGGCUCCCCCCUCACACCGAUGUUCCACAUUCAGAGUCCUGCUCACAUGGCUGCCUUAAUGGAGCACUUUGUACAGAAGCAGGUUUGUGUGACUGUGACACCUUUCAGGCACAAGGAAACAGAUGCCAGUACGUACCAAACCCUGGCAAGGAAAGAGAUGGGAUUUGCAGAAGUUGGGGUCAAUACAAUUUUGAAACAUUUGAUGGUAUCUACUUUUAUUUUCCGGGAAACUGCUCCUACAUAUUUGCCAGAGAUUGCAGUAAUCCUGUGCCUUUGUAUACCAUAUGGGUUCACAACAGCCCUAUUUGUGAGGGUUCUGUUUAUACUUGUAAAAGAUCAAUCAGUAUGUUUUUCUCAAGCCAAGAGGAGAUCACAGUUUCUGGUUACGAAGUGAGGAAAGGGGGUGUAAGGGUGAUGUUGCCACAGACAGUGGAAAAUGUAUUUAUUGAGAGACUAGCUGACUAUAUACUAGUAAAGACUACCUUUGGAUUUUCUCUUGCCUGGGAUGGAGGAUCUGGAAUAUAUAUCAAGCUAACAGAAGAUCAUAAAGGGAAACCUUGUGGCCUGUGUGGAAACUUCAAUGGCAACUGGACAGAUGACCUUACAGUACAACACACUGAGGAAACUACAGAAGAUAUUGCUGUGUUUGCUAACAGCUGGUUCAUCCAGAUCCCAGAUGAACAUAUUUGUGUAGAAACUUCUUCUGAAUACUCAAAUCCUUGUUCUGUGGAUACUAUUCAUGAGGAAAUGUUUCAAAAAUGUCAGGUGCUCUUACAGUUCCCUUUUCUGAGCUGUCACGAAACUAUUGACCCUUAUUCUUACAUUGCAAGCUGUAUGAAUGACUUAUGCAAACAUGAUGAUGAUGAGACAUAUUGUCGUGCUGUAAUUGAAUAUGCAAGAGCAUGUUCUCAUUCUGGCCGUCCAAUUCGAGACUGGAGAGAUGACUUCCCAGCAUGCACUGAAAAGUGUGAAGAGAAUUUUGUACAUCGGGACUGUAUUAGCUGCUGCCCACCAACUUGUACUUAUGAAAAAGAAUGUUUAGGAAGCAAUCUGCACUGCCUGGAUGGAUGCUAUUGUCCAGAUGGUCUUAUCCUGGACAACGGAGCUUGUGUUUCAGUAACUAGCUGUCCUUGCAUUUACCAUGGCACGGCCUACUCAGCGGGUUCUAAGAUAGAACAGGAAUGCAGCAUGUGCGUUUGUACCGGUGGUGUUUGGAAUUGUACAGAGCAUGAAUGUCCAGCGGAGUGCUCUGUAGUUGGAGAUUCUCACUUUACAACCUUUGAUGGACGUUAUUUUACUUUCCUGGGCAUAUGUCAAUACAUCUUGGUCAAAGGAACUGGAAAAGAUAAAUUUACCAUCACUUUACAAAAGUCUUCAUGUGAUCAACAUUCUGACCAUGCCUGUAUUCAGUCAAUUACACUUGUGCUUGAUGAGGAUAUGAAUAAACAAGUUACCGUCCUGAGAAAUGGGGAUGUCCAAUAUGGCCCUAACCAAGCUAUUAUACUAAAUGGUGAUAUUGAAGUUCGUAAUUUGUCAUCGAUGUUUGUCCAGCUAAAAACCAAGUUUGGAAUAAGAAUUCAGUUUGCCAAGGGAGGAGAGAGACUUUAUAUUCAAGCCAGCAGUGCAUGGAAGAGGAGAACGCUGGGUUUAUGUGGAACAUUUAAUGGAAAUCUGAGAGAUGAUUUUCUUUCUCCAGCAGGUAUGAUUGAAGGGACCCCACAACUUCAUGCAAAUGCCUGGAAAAUCUCAUCAGCCUGUUUGACUCCAGUAAACAUCCCUGUAGUGGACCCAUGUGACACUAAUCUUCAAAAUGUUGGAUAUGCAGCUCAGUGUGAUGUUAUCAAUCAAGAACUUUUUGCACCAUGCCACACAUAUGUCAGUCCAGCACUGUAUUACCAGCUCUGCCGCUUUGAUGCAUGUAAAUGUGGAAGUAAUUGUCUAUGUAAUGCCCUGGCCCACUAUGCCUAUAUCUGCAACAAGCAUGGCAUCGCUAUCAACUUUAGAUCUCACGUUUCAUUCUGUGGAGUUGUCUGCCGCUUUGGAAUGUUGUUCCAUCAAUGUUCAUCAUACUGUGGCCGCACUUGUUCCUCUCUUUCCCUGGGAGAAGUCUGCACUGAUGAGUGUAUAGAAGGAUGUAACUGCCCUGAUGGAAAGUACUUUGAUGAGUCUCUUAGUUUUUGUGUUCCUAUAUCAAACUGUCGUUGUUAUUACAAGGGCAGAAUUUACCAUCCCGGGGAAGUGAUUUUAAGACAGUCUGGAUCUUGCCAGUGUUUGAAUGGAACAAUGAAGUGUACUGAAACCGCUACAACUAUGACAGGUCAAACAUGCCCAGAAGGAAAAAUAUACUUUGACUGCAGGAAUCCUGUUCUUGGUGUACCAUCUGCUGGUGUGAACUGUGAAGUCACUUGUGCCAACCUGGCAAUGAAUUUCUCAUGUGUCCCAUCCCCACUUUGUGCCAGUGGGUGUAUUUGUCCACCAGGUAUGGCUGAGCACAAAGGAAAAUGUUAUGUUCCUGAUAGCUGCCCAUGUUCAUGGAAAGAUUGGGAAUACUUAUCUGGAGAAGUCAUAACUACACCGUGCUACACAUGUGUUUGCAAAAGAGGAGUAUUUAACUGCACCAAUUACCCAUGUCCUUCUGUCUGUACUGUGUAUGGUGAUCGUCACUAUUACACUUUUGAUGGCUUGGAAUAUGACUAUGUCAGUGACUGUCAGGCUUAUUUAGUAAAGAGUGUUGAUAAUUCAAAUGUCUCCAUCAUUGCUCAGAAUAAGAAAUGCUUUGAUAAUGACAUAAUUUGUUCAAAAAAUCUAGUCAUCUCUGUGGGCGGGACUGACAUUUAUUUUACUGACACAUCAGAAAAACAGAAGCAAUUUCGAAUACAAAACGCAUCUUUUAGAUAUCAGCAUUGGAAGGCUGGGUUUUACACAGUGGUACACUUUCCAGAAUUAGACAUCACAAUACUAUGGGAUAAGAAAACCACAAUCCAUGUUAAAGUUGGACCUCGGUGGAAAGGAAAACUUUCAGGUCUGUGUGGAAACUUUGACAAGUACACCUCCAAUGACUUGACUACAUCUAAUAAUAUGGAAGUGAGGAAUGCACAGGUAUUUGGAGACAGCUGGACCAUUGGCCAGUGUAAAAGUUAUAAUGAGACAAUGAGGCCUUGUGAAGUUCAUCAGAGCAAAUUCCCAUAUGCAAAGAAAGAGUGUUCGAUUCUCUAUAGUGAUGUGUUUGCUCCCUGCCGCAAUGUGAUUGAUGUGACAUCAUUUGUGAAGAAUUGCCAUACAGAUACCUGCAACUGCAACCUUGGAGGAGAUUGUGAAUGUCUUUGUACCAGCAUAGCAGCAUAUGCUCACAAAUGCUGUCAACAAGGUGUAGCUGUCCAUUGGAGAUCACCCAAUGUGUGCCCUUAUGACUGUGAAUAUUAUAACCAAGGAUUAGGUGAAGGUCCCUUUAUUCUCUCAAGUUGUGGCAACAGUGAAAUUGUAUUAGGUGUUAACGCUACCAGCAAAUAUAUAUUCCCAUUGCCAAGAAUGAGUGCACACGGAAAUGUUUUAUUUAACUUCAUGGUAACACCUGGACUUUUCAAAGAUAAAGACUUGUCACUAUCACUUGUCUCUUUGGAAUCUGCGGAAAGGCCAAACUAUUUUCUCACUGUGCAAGAAAAUGACAGUGUGCGUUUGGAGCAGUGGGAUACCACCUCGUUGUUUCGUAGACGAGCUACCUUUUUUCAUCACCAAGGCCUCUGGGUUCCAGGAUAUAGUGCCUUUGAAUUGCACAGCAGAAAGGGGUUCUUUAUUGUCUUAACUGCCACAGAAGUUAAAGUUUCCAAAUAUGACAAUUCUGAGGAAUUUAAACUGUCCAGCGGAUUUAAGAUUGAAGAGAUUGCUGCAGCAGUUCCUUACAGGCGAAUGUGUGAGUGGAGGUAUGAACCAUGCGCCAGUCCUUGUGUUAAAACCUGCAGUGAUCCUGAAGCUGUUUUAUGUUCUUUUCUUCCACCGGUGGAAGGAUGCAUUCCAUACUGCCCAAGCCAUAUGAUUCUUGAUGAGAUUACACUUAAAUGUGUCUAUCCAGAAGACUGUGUUCCAGUGAAAACAACCAUUUUACCUACUUCCUCAAAACCAAUAAAGACAAGUUUGGCACCAACCAUUUCUACAAAAGAAGUAUAUCAGACAGAGACUGAACCAUUUCAGACAGAUUUUUUAGACACGUCACCUUACUCGACAACAGCUACCUACUCUACAACAGCUACCACUGUAAGUCCAACAUACACAAGGUAUACAGCACAUACAGAUUCACCAGGUCCAAGCACCUCUAAGGAGUAUGAAUCAUCUUCUAUUCUGCUCACUAGCGAAUAUGACAAAUUGACUCAAAGUACUUCAUCUCCUCGUCCUGGAAUACAGCAUUCAACAACACAGAACACAAGCCUGGGAACAAGCAUAUACUCUUUAUUAACUUCAGUAACAACCAUUUCUUCUUCGGGUUCACUGCUAACAUCACCUCAUGCUGCCACUUCAUUUGUAACGUAUAAAACACUACCUCCAAAAGAAGCCGUUGACACGACAAAAACACCAACACGAAUGUUGGGCCAAUCUUCUCAGGACCUUUACCAACUGACAACAAAGUCAGUCACUGCAACUCCAUAUACUUCCAUGAUGGAAAGGAUUACUUUGUCUUCAGCCACAGAUGUAUCAAGAUAUCCAAUUCUGUUAAAUGUAACAGCAUCCAAUGAAACAAGUCCAUCUUCAUCUACUUCAUCUGUGUCACUGACCACCUCUGUGGCCACUGCAGUUUUAACUUCAUCUUCAUAUGCCCCUCUUGCCCUCAGUACAACUAGCUCUAAAGUAUUAAGCAGUCAGUAUUCCCACACAACAUCUCAGGUCAGUACUGAUAAAAAGAUAACCAGCAUUUCUCCACAUACAUCAUCACAUACAUUCCCACAUACAACUUUACUAAAUGGAACUGUGUCUACUCUGACAACUCUGCAAACACACUUAAACCUUUCUGAAAGUUCAAGAACUGCAUUAACCACUUCAUCUAUUUAUUUGUCUCCACUGACCACCCAGUUAACUACAACUUUCAUGGCACCUUCAACAUCUCAUUUCGAUCCACAACAAACAACUAAAUCAGUAGUUCAGACCAAAAUAAAAGAAGAAACAUCUACUUUGUCUCCAACUUUGAUGUCUUCAAAAAUGCCAGUAGUUGUAUCUACUAUUAAACCUUCCUUAAGUUCAUCUACAUCAUCUACAUUAAGCCUGCUAACAUCUGCACAAACCUCAAAAAUAACUCCAAAAAUGACACCUCUGCAAAAUACCUCCUCUACUACAACUGUACUGCUCACUUUGGAGACCACAUUAGCGCCUAAAUCAACAAUAACAUAUGAAACAAAAGACCUAAUGAGGACUACAACUAAGCAUACACCCUUGUUAACUACCAAUGCAACGCUUAUUCAGACUCCACCUGUGACUUUGAGUACUAAAAAAUUCCCCAGGAGUACUGAAGCACCUCUUAAAAUACAAACAACUGUUAGAGAACAUCUGGGUACUAGCAUCCCUACAACAGAAGGUACAACUCAUGAAUUGGGAAGUAGAUCUACAGAAAUUUUUAUUUCUACGCAGCAUAUUUUUCCAACAAGUUCAGCUCUAAAACCUACAAAGCAAGAAUCUAUGGUAGAUACUUUUUUGACACACUCAACCCAAACAUUUUCUUCAAUGUCCGAAGAGAGUUUACUUACAACUUCAUACUCAUCUCCAACUUUUGACACUUCAACACAUACUUCUUCUGUGCCUUUAGAAAUAACAGAUACAAUUAUUAGUAUUGGUUCCACAGUCAAAUCUUCUGUGCAUUCAAAAACAACAAAUGCAACUACUAUUAUCAGUUCCACAGCUAUAUCUUCUUCUCUGCCUUCAGAAAUAACAGAUACAACUAUAAGUAAUUCUACAAUGCUUGUUACUAGUGUUAAGCACUUGGAGAUACCAUUUACACCUACGAUGAUGCCAACCACUACAAAAGUCACUCCUGCAUCUUCCACAUUUUCUACUGUGAGUGAAACAACAUCUGAAGCUGUGACUCUGAAUAAAACUAGCAUAGAACCAUCUUUCAACACUACUUAUAGCUUGCUGACUACUGAAAAGGAAAAGUUAGACUCUUACACAAUGAAAAGCAUCAGCGCUAUUACCAAACAAAUGCAUACCUCAUCAGUUAGUAAUACAAGUGAAAUCUCCACACUUCAGCCGACAGAGAUUCUGAAAUCCUUGAACUUUACGGAACCAACACAACUUCCAAUGCCUAAAAAUGUAACAUAUGAAUCAUUUUAUUCAGUGUCAUCUUCCACUACCGAGUCACUGAUAUCCGCAACAGCUACUGAUGUAAUGAUGAAUGUUACAGCAUCAUCAGACUAUUACUCAUUUGGAACAAUGUUGCAAACAAGCAGCUCUUCAGAAUGUAUGCCAAGGUACAUUGAACCGCUGGAUCCAUGUAGCCAAUAUGUUUGCAUUAAUAUGGGCUGGAUGCUGUACAAUGUAUCAGGAAAUUGUCAGAAAAAUGUGGAGAAACCUGACUGCGGCUUCCGCGGAAUGCCUGUCCAAGUGAACACUGACAGCUGCUGCCCGGAAUGGGAAUGUCCAUGCCAGUGCUCUGUGUUAUCAGAGCUGAGCAUCAUCACAUUUGAUGGAAACAACAUUGCACUCUAUAAUGCGGCACCCUACAUCUUAGUCAGGCUUCCAAAAGAAACGAUUGUAGCCCAUAUUGAAAAAUGUCCUCCAAGCUUGAGUGUCAACUCAAUAAGAAAGCUGGUUGCAGCUGGAGGUACUUCAGGGCUGUGCUUCAAAAAACUAAAUGUUACAACUGCAAAAUUUCAGCUACUUAUAAAUCGCUUAGAAAGGAGGGUAGAAGUGAAUUCAAUACCUCAGCCUUUACCUUACUCAAAGCAAGGACUAUGUAUACAGGACACAGGCGCAAUGUAUGUCAUUAACACCCCAGCAGGCAUCAGCAUUAGGUGGACUCAUGUUACCGGUAUUAUAGACAUACAGUAUGGCCUGCAUUCCAAUCAAUCCACCAAAACAGAAGGGCUUUGUGGAAUAUGCAAUGGUGAUCCAAGUGACGAUUUAAAAAUGCAAAACAGGACCAUAGUAACAAAUAAAGAGGACAUUGAAGCAUUUAUUAAAAGCUGGGAGAUUGAGAAAUCAAUUGAUGUUACUACAAGACGUCCAGUAAGGAACUGCACUGAAGAUAACUGCACUUACUGCAUGGAGUUACUAAACAAAAAAGUAUUUUCCCCAUGCCACCGGAAGGUUUCUCCUCAAGACUUCUGCGAAAAGAUGUGGAUCAACAACACAUAUUUCUUAAACUAUGAAUGUGAUGCUCUUUCUGCCUAUGUAGCAUUGUGCAGCAAACACAAUAUCUGCAUUCGAUGGAGAACCAAAGACUAUUGCUCAUUGACCUGUCCAGAGGGAAAGGAGUACCAGCCUUGUGUACAGCCAUGCGCUGCCAAAACCUGCCUAAACAAGUGGUACUAUGAAGAGUCACCAUGUUCCUACUUAAGGGAGGAUUGUGUUUGCAAAAAGGGAACCCUUCUCCACAGAACAGAUUCUGAGCUGUGCAUCCCAGAAAAAAAAUGUGCAUGCACUGAUAACGAAGGACACCCACGUUCACCAGGAGAAGUAUGGCAUUCAUCUGUCAGUAAGUGCUGUCUGUCAAAAUGCCUGGAGAAUGGCACUGUCAUAUCCCUAGAACCUGAAUGCAGGGAGGAACCAGUGCCAACCUGUGAGCAGGAGGGAGAGACUCUUAUCAGCAUUAUUGAAGAAGGAUCAUGCUGCCCAAAGAAAAUCUGCGAAUGUAACAUAACCUUGUGUGAAAGACCUGUGACCUGUAAGAUUGGGGAAAGACUGGUUGCAGAUUAUAUACCAGGUACCUGCUGCCCUCAAUUUCACUGUGUGUGUGACCCAUCUGCCUGCCCUAUAGCUUCACGUCCAGAGUGCAAAGGGGAUCAGAUUGUAGUCUUAGUUAGAGACAACGAUCCAUGCUGCUUCAACUAUAUCUGUGUUUGUGAAUCCUGUACAGAACCUGUUCCCGCUUGCAGAGAAGGAGAGAUCCUCACUGUUGAUUUGAACACCACAAGCCAGUGCUGCCCUCAUUAUACCUGUGUGUGUGAAGAGAACCUUUGUCCUACAUCACAGCCUUCCUGUAUGCCUGAGACACGGCUGGCUAAAAAGAGAAUAGAUGGAUCUUGUUGCCCAGGCUGGUAUUGUGAAUGUGACUGCACAAAUGUGACCAAUGUUGAAUGUUCUCUGGGAGAAUAUCGGAAGAUUGAUGCAGACUGGCAUAGUGCUUGUGGAUGUACUCACUAUAUUUGUGAGAAAGAAGAAGUGUGUGUAUUCCAGGGAGUUACAGUGUUGCGUCCUGGACAGUCACUGAUUCAUUAUUUGAGUGGGGAAAUGUGCUACACUGUGGAAUGCUUGCAUGAAAAAAAUCACACUACUGGAUUUUAUUCCAUGGAAAUAUUAAUGGUGAACUGUUCAACACAAUGCGCUGCUAACCAGGCUUAUAUUCCAUCUUCAAACAAUCAGAUGUGCUGUGGAUCAUGCAAGAAUGUUUCAUGCACAUUCUACAGUGAUAAUGGAACAAUGACUAUAUUUGAGGUGGGCGACUCCUGGAUUUCUAACUGCACCAAGUACGAGUGCACAAAGACUACAGUAGGUGCCAUGAUACUGGGUUCUAGCGUUGUCUGCCCUCCUUUUAAUGACAGUGAAUGUCUAAAGAAUGGCGGAUCUGUUCAGACAUAUAACGAUGGCUGCUGCAAGAUAUGCACAAAGGAGGAAAAAAUCUGCCAAAAAGUGGCUAUAAGAACCACCAUAAGGAAAAGUGACUGCAUUAGUCAAAACCCUAUCACUGUGGCUUCCUGUGAUGGAAAGUGUCCGUCUGCUACAAUCUUUAAUGUAAACAUUGAUAGCCAUAUACGAUUCUGUAAGUGCUGUCGGGAAAAUGGUGUACAGAAUCUGACAGUGCCACUCUACUGCUCAGGAAAUGGGACUGAAGUGAUGUACGUCAUACAGGAGCCACUGGACUGUUCUUGUCAGUGGAAUUAAACCUGGAUACAGCGUGGCAAGUUCUCUUUACAACUUUGCCCCAAAGCACCCUAUGCACUGAAGACACACUCCAUAUUUACUCAAUGUCACAUUAAUCCUACACUGUUUCGGUUCCAAAGAACUUCACAACUCUUCAUCAAAUUGUGGAAUGCAUCUAUUUAAGCUACACUUAUUCACUUAUAGACUGCAUAUGGUUAUACCAAUUUCAAUUUUUUUUUUUUUUUAUUGAAUGUUUCUAUUUCCAAAAUACAUUUUAGGGAAACAUUUAAAUUUUUCUUGCAAAGGUGGAUCAGUCGGUAUAAUAAAUCUUUUCAAGUGUGACAUUAUUCAGAUUUAUACUUGACUUGUGGUGCAUAAUAUUGAACUUGUACAAUGUCUUUUUACUUUUGAUCCCAAAUGUGCCAUGAUUUCUAUGUUGUAUCAAAAAUGAAUCUUAAUGUGUCAUUUAGUUAUUUUAUAUCUCAACAUCCAUAAAUACACUAAUGAGAAAGCAAUAAGCCUUUUAAAAAACUAUAUAAAAAAUGUAUAUAAUGUUACACCAAAAAUUUGAUAUAUUGUAAUAAAUGUAAAACUAAAAUCAAAGAUGUUAUAGUAUCUGAUGUAUAUUGUAUUACAUUCACUGAACCUGAACCCCAUUUAAAUCAAUAGGAGCAAAAUCUGUGAAAUAAAAAAUGCCUAUUUUUUUGGGCUAACGCUCAAGGGGGUGUCAAAAAUAGUAUGGGGUGAACACUAUCCCAGAGAACAUGUACCAAUGCAAAAAAAAUUAAAAUAUUUGGACAAACGCUUUGAUACAAAAAAAAUGUAUUCAGCCAGGAGCAGUGUUUUAUUAAAUGUUUCAAGUGAAAUAUUAAAA
Rana temporaria (common frog) is the source of this 11006-nucleotide messenger RNA. It is a transcript of the gene OTOGL, whose product is annotated as otogelin like. The transcript is spliced from 57 exons. Gene Ontology annotation, biological process: L-arabinose metabolic process. Gene Ontology annotation, cellular component: extracellular matrix. Gene Ontology annotation, molecular function: alpha-L-arabinofuranosidase activity; protein binding. The coding region runs from base 842 to 10153 and encodes 3103 amino acids. The record is from RefSeq and is a predicted model, not a curated record. NCBI's taxonomy places the organism in Eukaryota, Metazoa, Chordata, Amphibia, Anura, Ranidae.